AUGCAUCUUUCUCCUUUAUCAGCGCUUGAAACAAUUUCUGAAGAAACGGUGACAUGGACUAUUCCAGCAUGUCAUGAGUUUAGAUUUGAAGUAGAAUUUGAUUCCCGUGUGGAAAUUGAGGUUAAAUCAGGUACAGCCGAGAUUUUUGGUACAGAAUUAGCUAUUGGGCCAAUUUAUACUUUUAGUGGUGUCAAAUUAGCACUAUUUUCAUGGCGUGGAUGCAUAAUUGAUGUGAAAGGAGCUUUGUCGGUUCAUUAUUUAGCUGAAGAGACACCAAUGCUGGCGUAUAUGAAUAUGCAUUUUGCGAUUGAAAAAUUGAGGAUAGAUGCAACAGAAAAUGAUGAAGACGGGCCGCGUGUGUUGCUUGUAGGUCCCGAAGACUCUGGAAAAACUACGCUUUUAAGGAUUCUUUCGGGCUAUGCAUUGAAACAGAAAAGAACACCUAUUCUUGUGAAUCUAGAUACACGAGAAGACAUUGGGAGUAUUCCUGGGUCUGUUUCUGUAACGUCUAUUUCAGGAAUUCUUGAUGUAGAAAAUAUGUUUGGUUCUACAUUGACAACAGGCCCAUCUCAAUAUCCAUCUUUAGUAACACUAUCUUAUUAUUACGGUUAUGAUUUACCAACACAAAAUUUUAAAUUUUAUAAGUCCUUAAUCUCUCGUUUGAGUAUUUUGUGUGCGUCAAAAAUGAGUGAAACCAAGGAAAAGGGUGUAGCAAGAUAUUCAGGUUGCAUCAUAGAUACGUCAGGGAUAAUUGAUCAAUCCAAAGGUUAUGAUAUAAUACAUAAUAUUAUUUCUGAUUUUUCUGUAAAUGUAUUAAUUGUUUUGGGGUCUGAACGUUUAUAUAGUGAUAUGACACGAAAAUAUGACAAUAAAAAUGGAGUACAUGUUGUUAAACUUCAAAAAUCUGGAGGAUGUGUAACUAGAGAAGCACCGUUUAUACAAAAAGUACAACACUCUGCAAUAAGAAAAUAUUUUUAUGGGGACUUUAGAAAUGCAUUAAGUCCACAUUCAAUAAUCUGUGACUUUGACAGUUUAAUUGUUUAUAAAAUAGAAGAAGAAACAUUCACGCACUCAUCUGCAUUACCAAUAGGUCAUGACACUCCACUGCAAAGACCCAAAAUGAUAAAAAUAGAUGCUUUUUCGAUACUACAAAAUUCUGUCCUAGCUGUUUCUCAUGCUAAUGCAAACGAUCCUGUUGAUGUUAUUCUAGAAUCACCAGUAGCAGGAUAUAUAUACGUAUCCGAUGUAGAUGACAAUAAAAAGACACUUACUAUACUAUCACCCUUACCUGGAAAACUUCCUAGUCAAAUAUUGAUCAUGGGAUCAUUUAAAUGGCAAGAUCUUUAA
Messenger RNA from Pneumocystis jirovecii RU7, 1347 nucleotides. Its product is annotated as cleavage polyadenylation factor subunit CLP1. Gene Ontology annotation, biological process: tRNA splicing, via endonucleolytic cleavage and ligation. The record is from RefSeq and is a predicted model, not a curated record. Lineage: Eukaryota; Fungi; Ascomycota; Pneumocystomycetes; Pneumocystales; Pneumocystaceae. Gene Ontology annotation, molecular function: polynucleotide 5'-hydroxyl-kinase activity. The coding region runs from base 1 to 1347 and encodes 448 amino acids. The transcript is spliced from 7 exons. Gene Ontology annotation, cellular component: nucleus; mRNA cleavage factor complex.